AUGAAUAAUCCAUUCGAUUCCCAAGGAGAUCAAAAAAUUACGUUACAACCAAUGGACGAUAUUAAUUUUAGAUCAAACAGUAGUUCAAGUUUUAGUGAAAAUAAUAUUCAGAAUAACAAUAACAACAACAACCCGCUGGUUAAUGCAAAUAAUAUUAGAAAUAAUAUUAGUAUAAAUAAUUUAAUUAAUCAUAAUGAAGAUAGAACAGAUAAUAAUAAUAAUAAUAAUAAUAAUAAUAAUAAUAAUAAUAAUAAUAAUAAUAAUAAUAAUAAUAAUAAUAAUAAUAAUAAUAAUAAUAAUAAUAAUAUAAUUAACAAUGAUGAAAAUAAUAAUAACACUACAACCACACAAACUACUACAACAACUACAACAACAACAACUAAUUCAGCAACGAAUAAUAAUGUUAAUAAAAAUAAUAAUGGAAAUAGGGGAACUUAUUUUCCAAUUAAUACAAGAAACAUUUUAAAUAGAAAUAAAAAGAAUUUAAAUGCAAAUGGAUUAAUUUUUGGUAGGCAAAAAAUUUUAAAAGCAAAUAUAACACCACCACCAACUAAUAAUACUGAAGAUGAUAUUAUUAAUACUUUACAAAAUGGAAUAAAUACUAGUAAUGAACCAUCAUCAUCAUCAUCUUCAUCAUCUUCUUCAUCUUCUUCUUCUUCCUCACCAUCUAAUAUUAGUAAUGAACCACAAUCUUCUUCUUCUUCAACAACAACAGCAGUACAUGUCAACAAUCAUCAUGUUCAACGUUUUAAAAAGUCAAAGUAUCACUUGAGUGGUUUAACCAAAGGAUUUAUGAGAAGUGGUGGUAAUUCAUAUAAUGGUAGCUUUGAAAAUAAUUUAGGUAAUAUUACUGGUAUUACUGGCGGUAUUAUUGGUUCACUACCAGGUAGAUUAUCAAUGAAAGAGAGUAAACAUAGGCUAAAUGAUUUUUAUGGUGGAAGUGGUAGUGGUAGUGGCAGUGGUAGUGAUAGUGAUAGUGGUACUGAUAGAUAUUCCAAAUUUCUAAAUAGUUUUUAUGAAGAUUUUGAUGAAGAUAAUGAAGAUGAAAACGAUGACUUAUUUAACCAUGUUUCAUCCUCAUCAUCUCAUAAAAAACCAAAUAAAAACAACAACAAUAAUAAUAAAUCAAAGAAAAAUAAUAUAACUACGCCACAAUCAUCAGCAUCUUCAUCAUCAUCUUCAUCAAAUUCAACAAACUCAAAUAAUAAUGAUAACAACAACAACAACAACAACAACAACAACAACAACAACAACAACAACAACAACAACAACAAUAAUAAUAAUAAUAAUAAUAAUAAUAAUAAUAAUAAUAAUAAUAAUAAUAAUAAUAAUAAUAAUAAUAAUAAUGUAGUGAAUAGAUCAAAAGAUAUUAAUAUUUAUGAAUCAUAUUCAAAUAAUAAUGUAGUUUAUAAUGGUGGUAAUAGUUAUAAUAGAUUUUAUUAUAAUAAUAAAAAUCAAGAACAUAAUGAUAUAAACUAUAAGAAUUGUGUAAAUAAUAAUAUUGGUAGUGUUCCAAGGGAAGUUUGGAUACAUAUUCUAAGCUUUUUAAAUGAAAGAGAUUUAUUAAAUAUUUCAAUGGUUGAUUCAUUCUUAAAUGAAAUUAGUCAAGAUAAUACAUUAUGGAAACCACUUUAUAUAAAGAAAUGGAAUGUAAUAACUUUACCUCAUAAAAAAAGAAUUUCAAUUGAUAAAAGUCAAAAUCAAAUUAAAAAUUCAAUUUCUUUUAAUGAUUUUACAAACUAUUACCAAGAUGAUAAAAAUGAAUUAUUUAAUAAUAAUAAUAAUGAAAAUGAUACAACAAGUACAAGUACAAUAAAUAAUAAAGCAACAACUACAACUACUACAACAUCAACAACAACAACAACAACAACAAUGGAUGAUAUUAAUUUAAAUAAUAAUUUAAAUAACUUUGUACAUAAAAUAUUUAAACCAAAAUUAAAUAUUUAUCAAAUUAAUAAUGAAUCUAAUGAAUCUUUUAUGAAGAAUUUACCAAUUUGGAAAUCAUUAUAUAGAGAGAGGAAAUUGAUUGUAAAGGAUGGUGGUAUGGAAGAGUUUUAUCAUCUAUUGGAGACACUGAUUGCCUAUCCAUUGGAAUUCAAUGCUAAAGCUGUGAUGACAAUGUAUACAAUCGUAUUCCAAUUAUGUAUUGUCAAUUAUCGUAUGAUGAAUUAUAUGAUACCACCAAUGGAUUUAUAUAGAAUGAUAGUUGAAUGUUGUCAUAAUCAUCUAAUGAAAAUUUUGAAUGAAUCAGUUGUAUUUGAUGAUGGUCCACAAUUAAUUCAAUAUUAUUUACAUCAUUGGAAUAAUUAUAUUCAUUCAAUUAAACGUGUAACUAUAGUUUUCAGUUAUUUUCAUCGUGAUUGGGUUUCAAAACAAUCUGAUGAUGUUUUAUCAAGAUCUUCAAUCAUACCUUAUAAUAUUAAAGGUUAUUCAUAUUGGUGGUCAAAAAUGUUAAGUGGUGAUCCUCCAACAGUAUCAUCAACACUAGCAGCACUAACAUCAGCAACAAUUCAACAAAAUAAUCAAAAUAAUCAAAAUAAUCAAAAUAAUAAUAAUAAUAAUAAUAAUAAUCAAAAUAAUAAUAAUAAUAAUAAUAAUAAUAAUAAUAAUAAUAAUAAUAAUAAUAAUAAUAAUAAUAAUCAAAAUAAUAUACCAGUACCACCUCCACCACCACCAACUUCAAAUGAUCCAGCUAAUAUUGUACAUUUAACACCAAUGAUGGCAAGAGGAUGGUUUUCAGUUUUAUUCUCACAAUUGGAAUUAGAUAAAAAUGAUAAUUUAAAUUUCUUUAUUCAACCACCUCAAUCACCAAAAUUAAAACCACAACCAUUGCCAUUUAAUAUUCGUAGUAAUACAAUAUCAUCAAAUAAUGGUAGUAAUGUACCAACCACUGUUACUACAACUGCAACUUCAACUCCUAUACCAAUUAUUAUUGACAUACCAAUGCAUGAAAUUAGUCCAAUUUCUUCCUCUUCUUCUUCUUCUUCUACUCCUUCUACUUCAUCAUCAUCAAAAAGUAAUAAUAAUUAUAAUUAUGGUUAUAAAAAACCAAAUGAAUCACAAAUUAAUAGAAUUUUGAAAUCUUUAGAUAAAUGUUGUGAAACUGGUGAAUUUUAUUUAAUUAGUGGUUUAUUAGUAUCAAUUUUACAAUUACAAGAUUUUUUAUUAUCAAUUGGUAUUGAUGAAGCUUCAACAAAUUAUCCAUAUAAUCAAAAUCACCAUAAUCAUGGUGGUGGUAAUGGGAAUGGUGGAGGAGGAGGUACAAAUGUUAAUGGUUCCAAUAAUAGUGGUAAUCAAAAUUCUUCACAAAAUUCAAUUUAUUAUCCAAUUUAUAGUAUUUUAAAAUCAUUUAAUCCAAAUAAACAACAAUGUAAUAGGGAAUUAAUUGAUAAAAUUCAAACAUAUGAGAGUAUGAAUGGUAUUGAAUUUUCAAGUAAUAAUUCAAAUGUUGGUGGUGGUGGAUAUCAACAAGCUCAUCAAUUUGUACCAGAAUUUAAUUUAAGAAGAUCAACAAUGGAAUCUUCAAUUCGUAUAUUUAAUUAUCAUAAUCAUAAUCAACAGAAUAAUGCAUUCACUCAAACAAAUCAUUAUGUAUCUGUACCAAAUUUAUCACCAAGCAAUAGUACCUUUAAUUUAAAGAAUGAAUGUCAAUUUUGUAAUGUUUUCGCUGUUAAUCCACCAACUUUUGGUGAUGAAAAAUUGAAUAGAGUUGUAAAGAAAUGUUUUUCACUUUUACUUUUAAUUCAUAAAGAUAAAUCAAAUAAAAUUUUAAAACAACAAUUUUAA
Messenger RNA from Dictyostelium discoideum AX4, 3786 nucleotides. RefSeq names its product cyclin-like F-box containing protein. The coding region runs from base 1 to 3786 and encodes 1261 amino acids. Lineage: Eukaryota; Evosea; Eumycetozoa; Dictyosteliales; Dictyosteliaceae. The transcript has a single exon. The record is from RefSeq and is a predicted model, not a curated record.